UAUUAUCUUCUCAUUCUCUGUUUUGAUUUAUGCCGUCUGUUUUGGAUUUUUGUAGUUUCGUCUCUUUUCUCGCGUCUGUGUGCUUUGAGUUUCCGAUCUUUCUGAUUUUUUUUUUGUCUUUUUGGAUAUUCUUUUUUUUACGAGUUCUCUCGAAUCUUGACGCCGGCGUUCUUAAUUAUGGUUUUUUUUUCUCGGCGGUGGUGUCUCGUCGGCUGCGGAUUUUAAGCCGCUGGUGGCGGCGUAGAUUUUCAGAUGAAACAUUCUUAUCUCGGUGAAGCUUCAUAUAUUGUAUCGUCACCGUUUUUUUUCUCCAUUUGCUUUUUCAAGAAUCUGAUUCCGUUUCGUGAAAUCUCUUCUGAUUUUCUCUCUCUCAUUUUGUUCGUCAGUUAGUCGAAACGAACUUCCUCUCUCAGAACUCACAACCUGCAAAUCUCUCAAUUCCAUAAUCGCUCCGUACUUCACCGAACAGUUUCCAAUUCUCUCCAUCAAUGGCGGACAAUCCUCACAAAUCACCGUCGAGAAAACCGCUCUUUAAUUCCAUAAAUCCACAAAUAAACUCCUAGAUUUUCCUAAAAAUUUCACUUCUCGGGUCAGCGAAAGGACGCGUGUUGAAAAUACUUAGCGUUUUCUUCUCGCCUCUUUUCGAGCUCCAAAUCCAUUAUUUCUUCGAAAAUUGACGAAAACGCCCUUCAAAUCCCUCGCUAGAUUCCAAACCUUUCCAAAUCGUACAUCGAGUCGCUGUUUCGUCACGCACGCGAUUUCGCAAAUAUAAACUCUCUUCCAUCGCCGACGGUCAGUCUACCCAGGGACCAUUCACCAUAGUAAGGGCCUCGAAACUUCCCUACAUCCAUCGUCCUUUCUUUUUCCUCUCCUUUUGACUGUACUACCACUCGACGCGUAGAAGAUUCAUCACCAAACCGCGAGGCUAUUCUGGUCAUUCUUCACAUUCAGAGCCGGUCUGGUCGAACCGGCGGCCAGAUUCAACCGUCGACGAAGCUACGAAGUGAGGUCCCAAAUAGGAUCAGGUAAGAGAUGAAACGCUCCCAAGAGAAGAGAUAGGCGUGCGUUAGGUUUGAUGCAGACUUGUUGUUUGGGGAGGGAGUAAUUAUCAGGUGUGGCGAUGGUACACGGUUUGUUCCUGCUUCGCUUUCUAAAAUAUAUAUAUAUAUAUAUAUUAUAUAUAUAUAUAUAUUAAUGAUAAAAUGGAAUCUACCCUAUUGUUCAUGAUUGAUGGAUAGGAGUAGAAUAACAAAAAAAUAUACGAUUACGAAUUUGAAUUUGGAUCGUGAAAAUGGUUGGGGGAAAAUAUAUAAUUUAUGUAUAGAAUUGUUUUAUAAGUUGUUGAGGUGAGAAAAGGAAGAGGAUGAUCCACGUGACCAAGUCACGCGAGGUGGGAAAGCAAGACAUGAGAUGGUACGGGGUGUGGUCGCAAUCUUAAAGUGACCACGUGGAAUUCAUGAUGUGGCGUGAGAUUCUGGGUGCUGCUGGAAAUGAGUCGGCGGCUGGUAAUACUACAAAGAGGUUAAGACGAAAGAAGACAUUUGCUGAACUUAAGGAAGAGGAAAGCAUCCUUUUGAAGGAGAAAGUUCAUCUAAAAAUGGAACUGGCCACUUUAAGGGCAAACUUAGAAGAACAAAGAGCCAAGAAUGAGGGUCUGAAGAAAAUGAAGGUAGAUCUCAACUUGAAAUACCCAGAGAAAUUCAGUAAAAACUCCAAUAUGAUGAUGAUGAUGAUGAUGCCAGAAGAAUCUUCAUCCACUCUAACCCAUCAAAGAGAAAGCUCUUCCCCCACAUUGCCAUUCACAACAUCAGGCUCAGGUUCUUCCGACGCUCAAUCGCAGAAGAACUUGAAAUCAACCGAAGAAGAUUGUGUCUUUCUCUUACCCGAUUUAAAUAUGAUACCCUCAGAAGAUUAACUAAGAUCAAAAUACAUCGACUCUCUCUCUCUCUCUCUCUCUUCCUCUUGCUCUCGUUCUCUUUCUUGUUUUUCGUUCUUGCUAAUAUGUUGACAUGGGCAGGCACAGAUUGUAAAGCCAUGAGAGCUCCAAUGGCUUUACAAUUUGUAGAUGGCAAAAAAGUUUGCCGUCUUGUAGAAGAACAUUCAAUUCUGUCUGUUAUUAGCAUUUGUUAAUUCCUAUGUUUCUUACAAAUUUUUUUCUCUCCCCUUUUUGAAGGAUGUAACUCUUGUUGGGUUAAACAAAUUGUUGAAUCCCUCUAGAAGAAUGGUGUAGGGUUGAUUCAUUCGUUGUAGCGUUUAUUAUAUAGGUACAUAGUUACUGAAUUUGUUUGUCAUGACUUUGUUGUUAUAAAAAUUAUUUUUCUUUUUGGCCA
Messenger RNA from Cucumis melo (muskmelon), 2330 nucleotides. RefSeq lists its product as uncharacterized. Bases 1457 to 1915 code for a protein of 152 amino acids. Lineage: Eukaryota; Viridiplantae; Streptophyta; Magnoliopsida; Cucurbitales; Cucurbitaceae. The record is from RefSeq and is a predicted model, not a curated record. The transcript is spliced from 5 exons.